This is a messenger RNA of Symbiodinium sp. CCMP2592, 1014 nucleotides long. The record is from the annotation of a GenBank genome assembly. NCBI's taxonomy places the organism in Eukaryota, Dinophyceae, Suessiales, Symbiodiniaceae.
AUGGGGGCAGUGGCCUGUGGUGUGGCGAGGCCCAAAGGGAAGGCCAAGGCGAAGGCCAACGUCAAGAUCGAGAAACCUGCGCCGAAGCAGCGAAGAAGGAUGAGUUCCAAGCAGUCGCAGGCGACUGCUGAUCCUGGUGAUGCUCCUGAAGGCACGGCAGGCACGGAAGGGGCCUUGGCAGUGAGCAAAGCCGACGUGUCCAACUUCUUGGGCCGGAUGAAAGCUGCCGGUGGUGGUCCCCAGAAGGACUUGCUGAACUUCUACCAGCUCUUGCCAAGGUACGACUCCCGCAAGCAGGAGAUCGUGCAGAAGUGGAAGCUGGACCGCUCCUGUUCCUGGGCCCAGAACUACACGGAGCAGGAGUCGAAGAAGACGAAGUGCUCUCGCCAGUCCACCGUCGGCUGGCUGACUCGCUGGGAAGUCGCCGACAGCUUGAAGAUGGAUGUCGACAGCGAGCUUUUCAAAGAAAUGCUUGCCGAGCUCGAGUCCAGCGAGGACCAGUGGGACCUGAAGAGUCCGCAAGAGGCCUUCCUGUCGAAGAAGGGCGAGAAAAAGUACUGGUUCGAAGGCAGGACAGGCGGCCAGCGGAUCACCGACACUCUGGAGAGAUCCGAAGUCAUGGAGAAGAAGACCUCCAGAAACGUGAAGGAGAGCAUGGAUGGCGACAGCAAGUCCCUGAGCCUCAAGGACAAGGUGAAGGUGGCAAUCUCCGACCUCCAGAACCUCAACCGAGCUGUUAGCAGCUCGGCCGAGAAAAUGGCAGAUUUGCUGCCUCUGCUAGAGGCAAAGGCGCCUGGCCACGAAGCCUUGGAGGGUUUGAAGAACGCCAUGACUAUGGCCAAGGAUGCACUCGCCGAGUCCCGAGUGAAGACCGGGAUGUGGGCAUCCGUUGAGGGCACUGAAGAGAUCCUCAAGGAGGCCGGUGACUUGGCCUCGACGAUGAAGGAACACAAGGCAGGAUCCCAACUGGGAGCCAAGAAGCUGCAAGGGAUUCUCGAGAGCUUGACUGCCUAG